AUGGACCUCUUCAAAGCAAUGCGCCAUCUACUUGGGCUGUCCCUCAAGGAGCAGAAGCCCGACUGUGCCAUCCUCCGGCUGCCGGUUGAAUUGCUCCUUCUCAUAUCGGCAAGCCUUCCCCUGCACAGCCAAGUGCUCCUCUCCCAGACAUGCCGCUGGCUGCGGACCGUCCUCCCCCUUGCCGACUCUUCAUCGCGCCUUCCCCGGGAGCAGUACUUGGAGUACCUCGCCGGCCUGGCCUACGACAUGCCGGAGCGGUGGGUGUGCGAGAAAUGCAUGGCCCUCCACAGCGUCGUCGAGUUCGACACCCCGAAACGCCCAUGUCGUACCCUUUGCCCUCUAGCAUGGCGACAUGGUUGCUACCAGUACAGUUUCAACUGCUUCUGGCCUCACCACCGCCACAUCCAGCUCACGCUCAAAUACACACGCAUGCUCGGCAACAAGAAACACCAGAGACAUCUCCAGAAUUUGCUGGCGCCGAGUCACUCUAGGUUCGUCAUCUACCCGCUCGAGAGAAACGUGCUUGCAGCCCAGUGUUCUACAUACCCCAAGGUCGAGAUCUCCAACGGCAACAGCGACGGAGGAAGGAGGCGGUACUUGCUACUCUCCGUCCGCCGCUACAAAGCAGCACGAGAGAUCGUGUCCCCGGAUAGUAUGGGCAUCGUCGUGGUCUGCCCGCACAUGCACAUGUACUCCGGGCCCCAGCCACCCGGACCGGCCACCCUUUCCGCAUACAUCCACGCGGCGUUCAAGGAGGAAGAUGGCGUCGAGGUGCGCGGCGCCUGCGCCCGUUGUCCGACCGACUUUGCGGUGCGGGCCUCUCCCUGGCGCGCGACGGUGCGGGCCUGGAAGGAUCUAGGAUCCGAGGGCUCCCCGCUGGACCCAGCCUGGAGGGUACAUCUCGACGAUUAUCACCAGGACCCUGUGUAUGGGAUCCAGGAAGACCUGACCAUCGCUCACGAACCUGGAAGCGUUCGGAAGCUAUACGAAUCGGGGGGUGGAGAAGUCGAAGGGAUACAGUGGGAGCGUCUAGAACCUGCACCGAAUGAUCUGAGGCGCGCGUCGUGA
Phialemonium atrogriseum is the source of this 1068-nucleotide messenger RNA. RefSeq lists its product as uncharacterized. Bases 1 to 1068 code for a protein of 355 amino acids. The transcript has a single exon. Lineage: Eukaryota; Fungi; Ascomycota; Sordariomycetes; Cephalothecales; Cephalothecaceae. The record is from RefSeq and is a predicted model, not a curated record.